Molecule: messenger RNA, 273 nt
Organism: Cylindrotheca closterium
Lineage: Eukaryota; Bacillariophyta; Bacillariophyceae; Bacillariales; Bacillariaceae
Source: the annotation of a GenBank genome assembly
AUGCCAUCAAUCUUGAAGAAAGAAGCAUCCAAAGGGGUUCCACCACCACCACCACCGCCUGGUCUUCCUUCCAUUGAAGAUUGCAUUUCUCAAAUGAAAUUUGCGGCUCGUCUUCAAACUUCUCAUGAACUGCGUGGCGGUCAUGGCAUCCCGGUUCUUCCACCACGAUCCAUGGAUCACGAUGACAGUGUUGGUGGGGAUGGUUCCAUCAAGGCCAAGAAAUCCAAGAACAAGUCUUCCUUCAAACCCCGAUUCCUUUCCAAGUCAUCGUAG